UUCCUACUCCUCUAGCACCUCUCCCUCCACCCUUAUCCUCUCACAGCUCUCCUCCUAAAACCCUUUCACUCUCUCUCCCUAUCUCCUCUCCUCUCCUCUCCCACAAAAAAAAUGGCUAUGGCUUCUUCUGCAACUUCCAAUCUAUUCAAGACCUUAUCAAUGGCGGAUUCAUGCCUAGUUUCCCUCCCUUACCUCUCCGCCGCCAAAACCACCAACCCAUUUCUCUCAAUUCCCUCCAAACCCAUCAAGCUCCACCUCUCCUACACUUCUUCCUCGUUCUUCUCGCCGCCGCUGUCCCUCGGGAACAAACCCCACUUCUCCUCCGUCGUCGCCUUAGUGGCCCAGACCUCGGACUGGGGACAAGAGGACAACACGCUCACCAUUGACGGCGCGGAGGGCAGCGAGAGCGAGGAAGGAGGGGUCUUUGAGGAGAGAGAGGAGGAGUCGAAUGUCGAGCCACCGGAGGAGGCCAAGGUGUUUGUUGGGAAUUUACCUUUUGACGUUGAUAGUCAGAAAUUGGCUGAGCUUUUUGAGAGGGCUGGAAUUGUCGAGGUUGCUGAGGUUAUUUACAACAGGGACACUGAUCAGAGUCGCGGGUUUGGAUUUGUGACUAUGAGCACUGUUGAGGAAGCUGAUAAGGCUGUGGAACUCUACAGUCGUUAUGAUUUAAAUGGAAGGCUCUUGACUGUCAAUAGGGCUGCCCCAAGAGGAACACGCCAAGAACGCCCACCCCGUUCAUUUGGAUCUGCUUUUAGAAUCUAUGUUGGUAACCUCCCAUGGAAUGUGGAUACUCCUCAACUGGAGCAAAUUUUCAGUGAACAUGGUAGCGUUGUGGAGGCUCGAGUAGUCUUUGACAGAGAAACUGGACGAUCCCGUGGUUUUGGCUUUGUAACAAUGGCCAGUGAAAGCGAAAUGAAUGAUGCCAUUGGUGCACUCGAUGGACAGAGUAUCGACGGGAGGGCGAUCAGAGUAAAUGUUGCAGAAGAAAGACAAAGGCGCAGUCCUUAUUGACGUAGCCGGGAUGAAACCUAAGUUCCGUUUUGGUUCCUUUUUCAUUAGAUAAGGUUCAUGCUAGCCGGCUUUCAGCAAGGUUUUUGUGAUUUCUACUUGUAGAAUUAUUGUUCAAGUCCAAAACGAUAUAUAGAGUCCAAGUUUGACUCCAUAAAUUUUGGGGAACUACUGUUUGUGGUUACUAUCAGUGUUUAAAAUAUCGAUAUAGUAGGAAAGAUCGAUGAAUGUAUCGAUAUCGAUA
Messenger RNA from Pyrus x bretschneideri (Chinese white pear), 1252 nucleotides. Its product is annotated as 28 kDa ribonucleoprotein, chloroplastic. Lineage: Eukaryota; Viridiplantae; Streptophyta; Magnoliopsida; Rosales; Rosaceae. Gene Ontology annotation, cellular component: cytosol. The record is from RefSeq and is a predicted model, not a curated record. Gene Ontology annotation, molecular function: mRNA binding. The coding region runs from base 112 to 1011 and encodes 299 amino acids. The transcript is spliced from 4 exons.